GGUGUAGAUUUCUCACUUAGCAUGCGCAGUCAGCAUUCUACAGUUAGUCAUUUCCUGGUUGAAAUUGUUGAAAUAUUUUCGUAAUUUUUCAUUUUAAUUCCGUUUUGCUUUCUAAACCAUUUAAAAGAUGUCUAGCAGAAAAGCCAAGGCGAAGGGAACCACAAAGAAGAGGGCCCAGAGGGCCACCUCUAACGUGUUUGCCAUGUUUGAUCAGGCCCAGAUACAGGAGUUCAAGGAGGCCUUCAACAUGAUCGACCAGGACAGAGACGGCUUUAUUAGUAAAGAAGAUCUGCAUGAUAUGUUGGCUUCUCUAGGUAAGAACCCCACUGACCAGUACCUAGAUGAGAUGAUGACAUGUGCCCCAGGACCUAUCAAUUUCACCAUGUUCCUCACUAUGUUUGGAGAGAAACUCAACGGAACAGACCCUGAGGAUGUUAUCAGAAAUGCUUUCGCCUGUUUUGAUGAAAACAACUCUGGCUACAUCAAUGAGGAGAGACUGCGUGAACUGCUGACUACCAUGGGUGACCGCUUCACAGAUGAUGAGGUUGAUGAGAUGUUCCGUGAAGCACCAAUCAAAAAGGGCAACUUUGACUACAAUGAGUUCACACGAAUACUCAAGCACGGAAAGAAGGAUGAUGCUGAAUGAAUUCAAUUUCCAUUUUGGUUUAGAGCUAAUUGUCAACAAAAUGUGUAUUGUUUUCAAAGAAGUUUUUUAUUAAGGAUAAUAUUAUAUCUGUGUAAGAAUUAAUUUUUUCAAUAUCAAGUUUGUCCUUAGUAUUCAAUUCUUAAUUUUGUGCAUUUGUUUUUAUUUUCCUCUUAUAAUUUGGAUAGAUCUGAAAUUUGUGUAGUUUUUUAUUUAUUUCAAUUCAGUCUUUGUUUAUAUAGAAUAACUAUAUAGCUAUAAAAGGUUUUUUCCCCAAUUAUUUAUUUUUAAUAAUUAUUUCUUCAGAAAUGUCACAAUCAAUCUUGUGCAGCAAUACAAGUAUAAACUUCAAUAUACUGUUUAGAAAUAUAAAUAUUCUUAUUCAUAUUUGUAGCUUAUUAUGCAUGUCUCUUAACCAUGUCAGUUUAGUAGAUAUCUUUUCGUCUUGUAGUAUUUAGUCUAUUUUCUUGUAUUUUCACGAUACAUGUUUUUUCUUGCCUUUGCAACUGAUCACAUUCCAUUUUGAACUAUGUGGACCAAACACUUCUUGCUAUUAUCAUAGUGCAUUAAGUCUUUUUAUAUGCUAAAGUUGAAAUAUUUGACCAACUAUUAUGUAUGUGUAGUUAUUUGAAGUUAAUGUCACAUCAUUUUUAGCUUGGCUGUUUUUGGAGAAAACCCGAGGUAUUGUCAUAGCCAGCUCGUCAUGUCGUCUGCGUCGUGCUUAAACCUUAACAUUUUGUUAAGGUUUUUAACAUUGGCUCUAAAAUCAAAGUGCUUCUAUCUAGAACUUUGAAACUUCACAUGUAGCUGCACCUUGAUGAGUUCUACAAGCCACACCCAUUUUUGGGUCUCUAGGUCAAAGGUCAAGGUCACUGUGACCUCUUAAAAAGAAAAAAAGACAAGCUUUUGCAGCCGAGCGUGGCACCUGUUAUGCGGUGCUCUUGUUAUGCAUUCAUUCCAACUGAAGCAAUUUGUUGUCAAAUGUACAAAUUGUCGAGUUUUGUGCAAUUUUGACAUAAGACUAGUAUGUUUUCCCCAGUAUAAGACUGUUAGAUGCCAUUGUAAAUUUUAAACUGUGGGAAAUUAAUUUAAAUAUAUUGCUUAUUUUUAUACUGCAGAUGUGUGAUAUUUGUACAUACAUGUGAUGGUUUGUUUCUGCUUGCUUUAUCGCUUGUAUUGCAUUCCAUAUCAGUUGAGAUAACAAUAUUGGACCAAAUUUUUGUUUACGAAUUAUUUUUACUUAAAUAUUGUUUUUCAAAGCCAAGCAACAGUUGCCGUUCGGAGGUACACAUUCAUAUUUUUUAACCUUGGUACAAAUGCUGAAAAACUAGAAAUGUUGGGUAUCUCUUGCAUAAUUUGUAUGUAUAACAAAAUUAAAAAUGUCUUUCAGUGAUGUUACAUUAAGCAUUAAUAUUGAACUACACAAUUGUCUCCGCAAUUUUUAUACUCGUAAUAAAAUGUAACCAACAA
Dreissena polymorpha is the source of this 2113-nucleotide messenger RNA. Its product is annotated as myosin regulatory light polypeptide 9-like. Bases 128 to 646 code for a protein of 172 amino acids. The record is from RefSeq and is a predicted model, not a curated record. Gene Ontology annotation, molecular function: myosin heavy chain binding; calcium ion binding. Gene Ontology annotation, cellular component: myosin II complex; cytoplasm. NCBI's taxonomy places the organism in Eukaryota, Metazoa, Mollusca, Bivalvia, Myida, Dreissenidae. The transcript is spliced from 5 exons.